UCUUCGACGGAAUACGAAAUGAACACGCCACCACCUUGCACCUUGAUCUUUUCAUUCAUUUCUAAUAUCUCUUGAUCUCUCUAUAAAUACCAACUUUAAAGUGUAAUGCUUCCCAUCCUCUCAGGCUUGAUUGGAGCUAUUAACACCCACAAAUAUCUUGUCAUCAUUCAAUUAGAAAUAAUGCCCUUCCUGAGUGCCUUGAAAUUGAUGUCAUUUUCUAGUGUGCUAAUAAUAUUUUUAUGCCUCAUGUUCUCCAACUUCGCUGCUGCAGGCCUUAACCCUGCGGACUAUAAACUCGGGCGAAAGCUUUUCCAAGGAUCCGAAUAUCCAUCAUAUCCAACAUAUGGUGGUGGCGGAGGAUAUGUUCCACCAAACAACGGUUAUCUAUGAUUGGAAAAAUAACCAAUGGCCCGUAGCCAUGCAUCCAGUUCACUCCCCCAUACUUAGCUAAUAUAAAUAAAUAAAUUGAACGUGUCACAAUUUGAGAUAUAAUAACCCUAAUCAUUAUGUUUUGUGCGUGUUUGUAUUAGAAUUGUAAUAAACGGGGUUGUUUUCUUUGAAACCACCUAGUUAAUUAUUUACAGCUUAUGAAAAUCUCAUUCUCCCACGUAUUUUGCAA
This is a messenger RNA of Arachis ipaensis, 619 nucleotides long. The record is from RefSeq and is a predicted model, not a curated record. Lineage: Eukaryota; Viridiplantae; Streptophyta; Magnoliopsida; Fabales; Fabaceae.